Molecule: messenger RNA, 345 nt
Organism: Danaus chrysippus (African queen)
Lineage: Eukaryota; Metazoa; Arthropoda; Insecta; Lepidoptera; Nymphalidae
Source: the annotation of a GenBank genome assembly
AUGGGUUGCAUCACAGCCAAGCCGAGGAAGAGCUUCCGUUCUCUAGCUCGUCUCACGGCCCAACAGCAGCGAGUCUUCGUUUGUCUUCUCGCCCUCGCAGCGGCGGUCCACGCCGGGUAUAUCGGAGGAGGAGGUGGUGGCUGGUCAGGUGGCGGUGGAGGUGGUGGCUGGUCAGGAGGCGGAGGAGGUGGUGGCUGGUCAGGAGGCGGCGGUGGCUAUGGAGGCGGCCAUGGCGGCGGAUCAGGUGGUCAAGUGAAGAUCAUCAAGAUUAUCUCGAGCGGCGGAGGUGGAGGCGGUAAGAUUUUAUUUAACAAUCAAUAUACAGAUAAAACAAUCAAGCCAUAA